Arabidopsis thaliana (thale cress) is the source of this 1146-nucleotide messenger RNA. It is a transcript of the gene ALPHA-SNAP1, whose product is annotated as alpha-soluble NSF attachment protein 1. Bases 1 to 1146 code for a protein of 381 amino acids. The record is from RefSeq and is marked reviewed. The transcript has 6 exons. Gene Ontology annotation, biological process: intracellular protein transport. Lineage: Eukaryota; Viridiplantae; Streptophyta; Magnoliopsida; Brassicales; Brassicaceae. Gene Ontology annotation, cellular component: membrane.
AUGUUUUUUGUAAAAGGUGAGGGUUUUUUUUACCCACUUUUCAUAGAGCUGAGGAACUUGAUAAGAUAUCAAACAACAAGAGUCUCCAACUCAAGCAGAGACUUCAAUCUCUCACAACAACACUGCAGCUGUUUCAGGCCCAAAAGGAGACACGAAGCCCAUCUCUCAUUCAUCGGAACUCUGCAAUACUCAAAACAGAGAACCAUCACGCGAGCCGCUUCAGCUACCAUCGCUCGCCGCCAACUCUUGUUGUUGUUUGAUAUCACUUUCUCUUCUUCAAGCAGUUGCUACUACUUUCAGAAGAAAGCUGAGAAGAAGCUUAACAGACGGAGAAGAUUCGACACUAAGUACGAGGAUGCUGCUGAUCUGCUCGAGAAAGCACGUGAUUCCUAUAAGCUUGCCAAAUCAUGGGAUCAAGCUGGAAUAGCUUAUCUAAAACUUGCCGAUUGUCACUUAAAGGCAAAUUCUUUGGCAAACACAUAUAUGAUAAUGGACGAAUGUAUGGAUCAUGAAAUUGCUGAGUAUUAUGAAUCUGAUGAGAUGUUCGAGCAAGCUAUUGCUUACUAUGAAACGGCAGCUGAAUUCUUUCAAAUAGAAGAAGUGACCACCUCUGCAAACCAGUGCAAUCUAAAGGUUGCACAAUAUGCUUCCCAGCUAGAGCAGCAAUCCAGAUUUAUGAAGACACAGGCACGCCAUUCACUCAACAAUAAGUUGCUUAAGUAUGGAGUUAAAGGCCAUCUUCUCACUGCUGGCAUGUGCCACUUAUGCAAAGCUGAUGUUGUUUCCAUCACUAAUGCACUGGAGAAAUAUCAGGAUCUGGAUCCGACUUUUUCAGGAACACGGGAAUGCAAGUUCUUAGCGGACCUUGCUUCUGCUAUCGAUGAAGAAGACAUUGCAAAGUUCACAGACGUUUCCAAGGAAAUUGAUAGCGUGAGUCCACUGGUAUGGGCAGUAAACCACAUGCAACUAUUUGGAUGUAAACUCUGUCUGGUUCUUGAUCAUGACAACAAUGUUGUUGAGGGUAAAAGAGAAGUUCAAGGCCAGGGAGCUGGAGGAGGAUGCAAGCUUUACUUGAUUGAAGGAAAAUGUAUUCUUGAUUGGAACAAUGUAUAUACAAAAAGGAUUUAUAACUACACUAAUUUCUAG